Aspergillus clavatus NRRL 1 is the source of this 1263-nucleotide messenger RNA. RefSeq names its product Rcat domain-containing protein. Gene Ontology annotation, biological process: positive regulation of proteasomal ubiquitin-dependent protein catabolic process; protein polyubiquitination; ubiquitin-dependent protein catabolic process. The transcript has 2 exons. The record is from RefSeq and is a predicted model, not a curated record. Gene Ontology annotation, molecular function: zinc ion binding; ubiquitin conjugating enzyme binding; ubiquitin protein ligase activity. Gene Ontology annotation, cellular component: cytoplasm; ubiquitin ligase complex. Bases 1 to 1263 code for a protein of 420 amino acids. NCBI's taxonomy places the organism in Eukaryota, Fungi, Ascomycota, Eurotiomycetes, Eurotiales, Aspergillaceae.
AUGUCCAUGCUUAAGAGUUUCUGUUUAGCCCCACUGAAUAAUAUAAGCUGCGCCUUUUGCUGUGAGGAGAUCCAAGGCGAACCAAUCUUUCUCAUGGCAUGCCGGGAUGAGUCGCAAAUGCCUCCACGCUGUUGUGUUCCGAUCCCGUUAGCUACCGCCCGCAAACAUCUCUCUGAAGAAGAGGUCAAUCUGUACAAGGAUAAGUAUGAGGAAUGGAGCACACCCAACCAGGUCUAUUGUCCCGUUCCCACCUGCUCUACCUUCCUUCCUGAGAGGAUUUUCAACGCCGAGUUCAACCGUCUUAGGUCUUCCGCCACAUUCAGAAUGCAUGUAGAAGACUUUGGGCCCGGGCCGUCUGUCCCAAUGAGCCAGCUGGGUGCUGUAUACCCCGUCCAAUGCGCCAGGUGCGCCGCCCAGAUAUGCUCCUUGUGCAAGCAGCUCUAUCAUUACGGUGUCCACUGUCAGCCGCUGUCGGAUAUUGACCCCGAAUUGGAAAAGACAUUUGAGAACUUGGAUAUCAAAAGAUGUCCCAAGUGCCGUGCUGCCGUUCGCAGAAUGUAUGGUUGCCGUCACAUGCAGUGCCGCUGCGGUGCACAAUGGUGCUGGUACUGUUGCCGUACCAUGGAGCUCUGCAAGGCGGACAUUUGCCCGAAAGGGCGUGAGACUGAGAUUGAUUUUUCUGACCGAGAGGAAGAGGUCACCGAAGAAGAGGACGAUGACGAUUUUUCUCUUGGUAGCAACCCCUCAUGGCUGCCUAGUCCUAUCUACGAUGAGCUGUACCUAGGUUCGGAAGAAGAGUUAUACGGGGGAGAGGGUCUGCUGCCCGAUAACGACCUUGCAUUUAUUGGAGGCGAUAGCCAGGCGCUUCAGGAGGCUCUUUUUGUCGAAGAUGAUGUUCCCGUGGACCUCGAUUCUGGAUCGCAAUGGGAGGAUGGGUCGGAAAACUUUGGAAACGAGCCCGAUGGAUCGCGGGUUGAUCCAUUUGACUGUCGUCACGAGUUUGCAGCCAUAUUGGCUAAUGAUGAGGUGGACGACCUCGAGUACGAGUGUGAAAGGUGCUGGCGCAGAAUCUUUCCUCGGGAGACAUUGAUUCCAGCUUCUCUCUGGGCGGAGAUCGAAUCCCAGGAUACCUCUCCGGUGGCUCAACUAGUUGCGUCUAUGAAUGUUGUCCAGCGCUCGGAUGCACUGAUGUAUGUAUGCAGGACAUGCAAUCUGAUGCUUUGCCAUCCGUGUCGUGCGCAAUACCCCCAUUUUGAAUUUUGA